GUCGCGGGUAUAUAGACCGGUGGCAGAGCACGCGUGUGUGCGGACGCAGUUGCGUGGGGGUCUUUCCUUCCUCCGUGUUGUGGAGAAGAGCUUGUUCCUCUCCCGCUCAGCCGCGCAGGUUGGACAUAUUUGAAUUUUUUUUUUUUCCAGGUUGAAUUGAUCAAAGCAAUGGUUAUGGAGAAGCCUAGUCCCCUGCUGGUCGGGCGGGAAUUUGUGAGACAGUAUUACACGUUGCUGAACCAGGCCCCAGAUAUGCUACAUAGAUUUUAUGGAAAGAACUCUUCUUAUGUCCAUGGGGGAUUGGAUUCGAAUGGAAAGCCAGCAGAUGCAGUCUAUGGACAGAAAGAAAUCCAUAGGAAAGUGAUGUCACAAAACUUCACCAACUGCCACACCAAGAUUCGCCAUGUUGAUGCUCAUGCUACUCUUAAUGAUGGUGUGGUGGUUCAGGUGAUGGGGCUGCUCUCCAAUAACAACCAGGCUUUGAGGAGAUUCAUGCAGACGUUUGUCCUUGCUCCUGAGGGCUCUGUUGCAAAUAAGUUCUAUGUUCAUAAUGAUAUCUUCAGAUACCAAGAUGAGGUCUUUGGUGGCUUUGUCACUGAGCCUCAAGAGGAAUCUGAGGAAGAAGUAGAAGAACCUGAAGAAAGACAGCAGACACCUGAGGUGGUAGCUGAUGAUUCUGGAACUUUCUAUGAUCAGACUGUUAGCAAUGACUUGGAAGAACAUUUAGAGGAGCCUGUUGCUGAACCAGAACCUGAUCCUGAGCCAGAGCCAGAGCAAGAACCUGUACCUGAAAUCCAAGAGGAAAAGUCUGAGCCAGUAUUAGAAGAAACUGCUCCUGAGGAUGCUCAGAAGAGUUCUUCGCCAACACCUACAGACGUAGCUCAGACAGUACAGGAAGACUUGAGGACAUAUUCUUGGGCAUCUGUGACCAGUAAGAACCUUCCACCCAGUGGAGCUGUUCCGGUUACUGGGAUACCACCUCAUGUUGUUAAAGUACCAGCUUCACAGCCCCGUCCAGAGUCUAAGCCUGAAUCUCAGAUUCCACCACAGAGGCCUCAGAGGGAUCAACGAGUACGAGAACAGCGAAUAAAUAUUCCUCCUCAGAGGGGACCCAGACCAAUUCGUGAGGCUGGUGAGCAAGGUGAUGUUGAACCCCGAAGAAUUGUGAGACACCCUGACAGUCACCAACUUUUCAUUGGCAACCUGCCUCAUGAGGUGGACAAAUCAGAGCUUAAAGAUUUCUUUCAAAAUUAUGGGAAUGUUGUGGAGCUGCGCAUUAACAGCGGUGGGAAAUUACCCAAUUUUGGUUUUGUUGUGUUUGAUGAUUCUGAGCCUGUUCAGAAGGUCCUGAGCAACAGGCCCAUCAUGUUCAGAGGUGAGGUCCGUCUGAAUGUGGAAGAAAAGAAGACUAGAGCUGCCAGGGAAGGGGAUCGUCGAGAUAACCGCCUGCGGGGACCUGGAGGCCCUCGAGGUGGACUGGGUGGUGGAAUGAGAGGCCCUCCCCGUGGAGGCAUGGUGCAGAAACCAGGAUUUGGAGUGGGAAGGGGAAUUUCUCCACGGCAGUGAAUUGCUCUUCACUGAUCUUCAUGCAGCAGUACAAACCCUGGGUCCUGCAGAAUGGUGAAUUUCUUCAACCAGCCUUUGGUAUCUUGGAGUAUGACCUUAGUCUGUUAUAAACUGCUUAAAUUUGUACAAUUUUUCUUUUUUGUGUUAAUGGUGUGUACUCCCUCCCUCUUCCUUCCCUCUCCUGACCUUUUACUUCCAAUUUUAUGGAACGAUAUUUUAGGAGUAUUGGAUUUUUAAAGAAGAAAAAAGACUGAAUUUCCUUGCUUUAGAUAGACAGACUGGAUUUUUUUUUUUUUUUUUUUUUAACAGCCAUUUCCCCAAAGGAAUGUGUCUUGCUUAUUACUGACAUUUGGUAUGUUUCAUUCUUUGGAAUAUUUCUUACUUAUUUACUACAUGUUUCAAAAGCCUGUGGGAAAUACAGGAUUUGAUAAACAUUUUGAAGGCAGGAAAAACCCAAUUGUUUUCUUCUUUGAGAGUCAUGACUACCUUCUGGUGUGGAGAAAUUGCCAUUGGAAAAUUUGACAAUUUUGGUUCUUGCUGGUAUGGUUAAAAACUGAAUAAAAGGUGUUAGAGUUUUUUUCUUUUGAUAUAUAAUCACAAAAUAAUUCUAAAACCUACUGUUUUUACCAUUGAAAUUUAAAUUGUGAGAUAGGUUUUAAAUGUUUAGAAUGCAACUGAUAAGCUUCUCUUGAGCUGUUAGAUUUUUUUGAAGUAGUUUUUUCAUGUUUUAUUUGUAUUUGUAAAAAAAAACCCCCAAAAUCCCAAAAAUAUGAAUAACAAAAAACCGGAGCAAAACUGUUGUGCCUUCUAUUUAUCUUUCAUUCCAGUCUUGGCAAUUGUUUAAAAAAAAAAUAAAAUAAAACAUCUAGAUUUGUUUUAUCAGGUUCAGAGUAUGUGGGGAAUUGUAAAUCCCUCUUUCAUGACCUUGUAUGUUUUUUGUUAACAUCUGUUAUGCCUUAUUCUAAAAUUGAGUCUCAAACUGGAAUGCCUUUGAGGACAGAUGCUUCUAUAGAGGUCCUUUGACUUAUAUAGUUCAGCAUUCAUAUUAAGUUUUAUUUUGGUAUUUAAUCAGAUUCCUAAUCAUAGCCCAUACGAAAGAGUGUGUUUCAUAUUGGACUUUGCUGAUAUGCUCGAGUGUCUGCAAUUUUGUUUUCUCCAAAUCAUAGCCAUAUGGUAAAUUUUCUAUUUUGUUAUGGUUCUCUUUUAUUGAUGGACAUGCAGUGGGUGUUUUUUGGAAAUGGCCAAUUUUUAUUAAACUAUUUCUGGAAGAAAAUUUAAUCUGGCAAUAUAGACUAAUACUCGUUUUACAUAGUAUGUUAUUUGUUGAGUGCUGUGUGUGAGGUGGGUGACGGUUUUGUUUACACAUGUGUGAAGCAAGCCUUUGUGUGAUAACUUGUCAUUACUGAUUGAAGGGUAGCCAGGUUGUCGGAUUUAACUUAUUUAUUUUCUUAGCAGUGGUCAUCCUUAGGACUGUCGUUUGAGGAUGAUAUAUGAAUAGAAAUAGGAAUAUUUUGUUUGUUAUGCUGUUACUGAGAAACUAUAGGUUUGCUGUGAAGGCGUUAGUUAAGACUAAAAUGAAGUUUGAUUUUAUCAUUUGGGUCCCAGUACCUCAAAUAUUUGAAAAUUGGCAGCGUCUCCUUCACAUAAAGAAAUUUGUACAGGUAUAAUUGAGUCACAUGGCUGGUUUUUGGGUCAGUUUAAUAACUAUUUGGUAACCACUUUAUUUGGCCCAGGCCAAUGAUAAUUGGAAGAAAUUCACCUUGUACUUUUGUAGCUUAUAUUAAGCUUGUGGUGGAAAGAAAAAAAAGUUAACCUGAGUUACUUUGGAAAAAAAUUUAAGUUGCCAUAAAUUUAAGGUAAUAAAUUAUGGAUAACCUAGAAAUUACUUUUCACAAGUGAAUAUCAUCAUACAUUUCAAAAACAAGAGUUCUUUCUAUUCAGAGGUUUAAGGGCACUAACUAGAUGCAGUGAUUCUCAACUUGGUAUUGUUAUCACAUCCUAGAGGGUAUUUGGAAAUGUAUAAGAUUUAGAGGGGCUGUGGGGGGUGGAGGGACACACAUCUGGCAUUUAUUGGGUGGGGGCCAAGGAUACCAAAUGCUCUGUUUAAAAAAAAAAAAAAGAUGCAACUCCAUUGAGAACGCUGAUAGUCCCCACUUAUGGAUGGGUAAGAGUGGUAGGAUUAGGAAAACUGGAGUGAAGACUCAUUCUUCUGAAAUUCAGCAUCAGAUAAAUGAUUUGAUUAGGAAAUGGAACUCUUUCAGGAAUUACAAUAACGUCUACUUUCGAUAGUCUCACUUUUCAUUUUCGUGUGUGUAUAUGUUUGUUUAAAUGGGGAGAGGUAAUAGCAACAUAUGUUAGAUGCUGCUUGUAACUUGUUACUGGGAAUUACUGCUAAUCUCAGAAAACAAAAGGUUUCCUCAGUAAUUUCAGCUCAUCAGAAUUGGAAUGGUUGAAUGGCAUUGGACAUAAGAAAUAGGGUUUAGCAUCAUGGUUGACACUUAAGAAUCCUGAUGUCAUUGUUUACAUUAUUGCAUGUGGACUAAACAUGAGAGUUUAGAGAUACAUACAUUCACACAGCUAGAAAGUGAAAAUAUAAUAAUUUAGGGCAAGAGUUUCUAUAGGCAGCAGCCGCUUAUCACAUUCAACUUAUUCAGAUUUUAAAAUAAAAUUUUUAAUCUUGUAGGAAUGGCCCAAAGUAUAGUUCUUCACUACUGAGUUUAAAACCCUUGACCCAUGAGUAUUCUGUUAGCUUGGUAAAAUUAGUUUGGUUCAGUGGGUCUCAGACUUUUCAGACCUGUUAAAUAAAUAAAUCUUGGGCCUUACAAAAAUAUUUUUGUUUGCUUUCAUGGUGAGGUUGGGCUUUACUUGUGUACUCCUUUGUUCUCAACUUUCUGAGCUAUUUGCUGGGGAUCAGUGAAAUGGAUAAUCCAAAAAUAAUUGUUUGACUUUGGAUGAGUGAGUUACUACCAUAGCAUUAAUUGAAUUGCACUUUAGUUCUAUGUUAGAAAACUUAAUGUUCACAUCUACUCUGUGGAUUAGGUGCUGUUAUCCCCAAAAUAAUAGAUGUGGAAGAAAUGGCAUCAGAGCAGUUAAAUCACUAGGCGUACAAGUCAUAGGAGCAGAUUGGCCCUCAAAACUGAUGCUUUUUCUUUAGAACCAUUACGCCUACCUGUUUACAUUUGAAUGACAGUGACUAGGACAUUACUAUAAUGAAGAUACUACUGUAUAGAGAUCUAAGUCUGGAAGACAUUCAGGAUAAGGUUAGCAUUACUGUUCUUCAUUUCCUUUAGGGCAGACAAGAUCAUUAAACUUGGAUUUUGUAGGUCUCCUUUGGAUUUGCAGAUUCUGUAUGAUAACAUAAUAAUAGUUAUUUGUUCUUUAAGUAUUUUCUCAUCUGGUUUGAUAAUACAUUUAGUACAAACUUGAAGUCCGGUUGUGGAUGAUAAUAUUGCAUAAUCCAGGUGAGUUCAUAGAAGUUGUAUUUUGUGCUUAUAACUGCCAUUCCUCAUAAUUUUCUUCAUCCCUCUAUUUUAAAAUCCUUUAGAAAUUUAAUGGUUUAGUGGAAAAUGUGGCACUUUAUAGAAAGCAAUUUGUUAAAAUCUAUAUGGAAGUAAUCUUUCUAUGGAGUUUAGAAUUGUUUUUGAACUUUAGAUUUGUAGGCGACAUUUCUUUUAAGUAAAUUGUUGCAUUUGUCAAAUCUACUGAUCUAAAGAUUUGGUCUUCUACAUUAGUUUUAUUUUUGUGCUACUUAAAAGAAUCUUUGCCGAACUGCAAACAGAUGAGAUAAUUGUUGACCUUCGUAGUUCAUCAGUUUUAACCUUGUAUGAGAAACAACAUCAACGUUUAUUCGAAUAUGGGGUUUUAGUUAACUGCCUGGUGUACUAGAGAUGGGCAGUGGACAAUUAGUGAUAGCCUUCCACAAAAGUUUAAGAAACUUAGCAGUGUCUUGUGGAGUAUGAGGGGAUGGGUUAAAGUUGAUCAAGUAAUGGUGAUGUGGCACUAGAUGAUAACUAAAUUAAAUAAGGAUUUCUGGCUUUAAGGUAGUAAAUGCCUUUUGGGGUUUAUAUUUGUUUACUGUGAUGUUCUGGGGACCAUAGUUAGGCUUGUGAAUUCUUACUAGACUGGUAAAGGAGAAAUGGUGUACCUGUCUGAGGAUAUUAUGAAAUUAUGUUGCCUUGCUUAUGAUGUCAUGUAACAGUCUCAAAUCAUGGCCCAAAUGAGUAAAAAGUUGAUUAGAGGCCACCUAAAAAAAAUCCUUAACCAAUUUUGGUUUUGGUUAUGCUUAUGUAUUGGCUUAGAAUCAAGGUUGUUCAGUUUUAGUUUAUAUGACUUGUUUUGAAAACUUUGGACAGUCUCUCCUCCUCCCCAGUUUCCAAUGGAAUCUAGUAGCUUUUUAAAAUUCCCUGUAACAGAAAAAUAAUAUUGGGAAUUACUUCUACAGUUACUUCCAUAAACUAUGUGAUUUGGCCAGUUACAGAAAUCCAUACGUGUUUAGUACCUUGAAUUGUGGCCAGUGUCCCAGAUUCAUAAGGGAUGUGCAUACAGUGUGUUUAAGGUUUUUUUAAAAAAGUAAAUUAAGGAUGUUUACCAAAAAUUCACUUGAAUUACUUUAACAAGUAUUUAUGUUUUAGAAGCCCACUUAUGGGAAAUUUGCCUGUAUUUUUGGUAAUAAUUAGAGACAAGAUUAUAUUCUGUUUAAUCUGGAUAGAAACAGUUUUAGCUAUUGCUGUAAUUACAGCCACUUUGGUUACUGAUUCUCCCCAAGCUUUGAUGUCACCAGUUUGACUUUGGAUUUGUUUACAUUUAAAAAAAUUUUUAUGAAGAUGUAUAUACACUGAUUUGGCCCUUUUAAAUGAAGACAUUAUACCAAGAAGCUGUCAUAAGAAAGGGGAGAAUUCUUUUUUUUUUUUAACAUUUGGUGCACACUUUACAUAGCUUGUAGAACACACCAUUUAAAAAAUAAAUUCAUAAACAUAGGUGUAAGAUUUUGAAGAAGGGUGAGGUAGAGGUAGAAUUAGCUGAUGGAAUAGGAAUCGUGUGUGAUUUAUAUGGAAAAAAAUUAUGUUUUUAAGUGAGCAGCAUUAGAAUUAUUAAAGUUUUUCUUCCCAUUCUGAUUACCACAAGGAACAGGAGAGACUCCUAAAAUUCUUUGAGACAUAAAAUGUUAGUGCUGGAAAGGACUAAGAGGUGAUUUGUAUAACUGCUUGCUUCCUUACAAAAGAUAGAUGGUUCAGAGAAUUAAUUAGUACAGAGCCCUAAAUCUGCUUGUGGAAAUAAUAUGGAAAACCUUCAGGGAUCACCUGUCUAGGUUCGCUGUAGGAAGGCCAAAGCUAUUAAAAUAGGUCAUAUGUGGGGAGUAAAGGGGAAGGUACCAUGUUUUAUGUGCUUACCCAGUUGCUGUUGUAGUUCAGUUUUCAUACCCAGGAUUUCUCUAUUUUCUUAAAACUGUCUUAAUGCUCAGCUCUACCAGGGCCUGUUGUCUAAGGACAUUCAUUAACUGUGCUCCCCUCAGGGAUGGGUUUACUACUAGCUGUCAGAAAGCUAUUGGGUAUCCUAAUGUGUUAAUAGCUGAAACUCAGCUGUAAUUUUCUCCUAAAUCUUUCAGCAUUGUGCAUUCUGUACGUUGUGGUGCUUUUUCCACCUUGUAUUGUUAUAACUGUAAGCUCCUAGGGGGCAGCAAUUUGGUGUUAGGCAUGUACCCUGCUUAGUGCCUGGCAGCGCCAUGUAUUUAUCAGGGUUCUAAUAUUUUUUCCCAGUUAUUUCUCCCAUUCUUCUUGGAAGUGAUGCUCAAGUCAUACUGAACUACACUUAUGAUCUCCCUAAUAAGCCAGGCAUUGCUGAUUCCAUGGCUUCAAGUGCCUUCUCUCUUCCCUGAAGAUACAUCUGCAGCCCUGUCCCCUCACCCCCAGUCUUGGCCAUCUAAGUCAUUUUUUUCAAGAUCCAGUUCAAGAGCUGGUUUUUUUUUUUUUAGUUCCUGAGAAAAGGUUUGCAGAAGGAGUGGGGAGUCCCUUUUUGGGGCUGAUCUGUCAAGAAUUUGAAGUGAAGAACAAAUUGAUUCUCAUCCACUUCCCUUCCACAUUGUCCCUCCUGUUUGAAAUUCUGUUCCAACCUUCAUUUUGUAAACUGUAUUCCUAUAACACUUUUAUACCUGUUCUCAUAGUUCAUAUCUUACCCCUUCAACCUAGAAUUAGAAUUACAUUAUCUGUUUUACUAUAUUAUUAGACUGUAACCUUCUAGAGGACAAAGAUUGGGGGAUUAAUCCCUGUAUUCCGCCCAAAGGUGCAGUGACUUAUCCUUGUAUUCUUUCGGAAGGUACAGUGACUUAUACUAGAAUCCCUAAAUAACUUACUGAGUUGAAUAACUUAGUGCAUUUCUCCAUUUUCAGUCUCGCAAGGGAGGCAUAAUUCAAUAAGUUUAGGUACUAUGAUAUUUCAGUGGAGGAAAUUGUUGGGAAAUUUUUGGGGAGUGGGUAGAGGAGAGAGAAGUCACUGGCUAUUUUGAGGUACUUUCAUUCCUGGUCUGGGCAACCAUUUUUUUGUGAUUGUGCCUAGUAUAUCCCAGGCACUUGUUUCUAUGCAGAAGAAUUAUAUGGUGAUACUUUCAUUUCUUUUCACAAACUUGUUCCUUCAUUGUUCUUUCAGUUUGUGACAUCACCCAUGCAACAAGUCUGAAUCAUCUGCUUCCCUUUUUGUUACUGCCCGCAUCCAGCCUCCAGUCUAAGCCCUGUCAGUGUUCUACCUCAAGUCUUUCACUCCUCUUUCUUCACCUAGGUAAUUUCAGUAGUCUCUCAGCUGCACUUUACCUCUUCUUUCUCCAGCCUGCUUUAUACACGAUAUUAUACUCAUCUUACUGAAACAUAGCUCUGACCAUGUAUCCCAUGUGUGUGUUCUAUCUCCCCUGCUAGACUGUAAGCUCCUAUGGGCAGGAUCUGUGUCUGAGUCGUCAUUGUAUCUCCAUAGCACCUACCAAUAAAUAUUUCUUGAACGAACAAA
Molecule: messenger RNA, 8558 nt
Organism: Cynocephalus volans (Philippine flying lemur)
Lineage: Eukaryota; Metazoa; Chordata; Mammalia; Dermoptera; Cynocephalidae
Gene: G3BP1
Product: G3BP stress granule assembly factor 1
Exons: 12
Coding region: 169-1566 (465 amino acids)
Cellular component (GO): cytosol; ribonucleoprotein complex
Molecular function (GO): mRNA binding
Source: RefSeq, a predicted model, not a curated record